GACCUCACCCAGCCGGCCUACCUCAUGCCCCCCGGCCAGGGUCAUCUUCACUCGUCGUCGGGAUUGCAUCUGCUUUAUCCCUCCGACCAGCCUGGCGCGACAAGCAGCCUUUCGCUGGAACCAUUUCGCGGUUAUCCCAACAGCGGAGCAUUUUAUGCCGGACAGUCGAGUCUGUCGGCCGGCGGAUUCGCCCAAUCGCCGCCCAUUGCCCCCGAGGCCUCCGACUCCGGGUCCGGCAGCAGCGGAUGCGGCAGCAGUUCGAGUUGCGCCUCUCGUCACUCCCGACUCGAGCGAGCCCGACCGCCUUCCGCGCAACUGACACUGGCCGACCAGUCGCAUCUUCGUCUGCCUCCACAUUCACACCAGCCAACUGGCCAUCCUCAGCAGCCGCAACAACAACAACAACAACAGCAUCAACAUCAUGUACAGCAGAUGCAUCGGGCACAGGUCUUCUCUGGCACCUCCACGGUGCCAGGACAACUGCAGCCGCCCUAUCCGGUCUCGCAGCCGCCUCCGGCCGCUUACCAGACGACCGCACAUGCCCGGCCGCCGGCACUCCCCUCCGGAUUCGCGCCCAUGGGCUCAUCUUCCUGCUCGGUCGCAUCUCCCGCCGUCGCCACCGCUGCUCCCUCUCAUGUCCACAUGAACCAGUUGUCCGUGGUCGCCUCGACCUCGGCCUACGCCUCACACACGAACGUCUCGCCGAACAAAAACUUGACUUCGUCGGCCGGCAUGCAGAUGAUGCCACAUUCUGGCUUCUCAGGCUACAGAAAAAGUGAGUCCUGCAUUCUGGCUUCCUCUCUCUCCCCAUUUGGUAGCUUUACCGCGAGGGCUUUGCCCUCACCUCACGACCUUGCUCAUCUCUCUCUCUCUCUCUCUCUCUCUCUCGUCUUGUUGCUGUACCCUCCAGUUGGUUCUAUACGAUCAGCAAGUAUAACGCUAAAAAUAGAAUCUUCCUCUUUGUUCCUCUUUUAUGCUUUUUGUGAUUACAUGCAUGGCGUUGAGCACAGCCUCCGAAUAGCCUUGCCUGUCAUGACUACCAGAACGUCUACUUCAAUCUGCCGCUCGAGAGCUAACGUCCAUACACGAAGAACCUCUCGAAAUAGCAUUGUUGGUGGUGUUGUUUCCGUGGCUCAGUACGCCCCGAUGACCCUAAGCCCGAAUGGGCUUGAGCAUGAGGGGUUGAGUCGAACAGUGCUCGAACUGUCGCAAUGGUGCAUGUAUGGAAGGCGGAAUCGAGACGGUCGCCAUCGCGAUAGAUCCACUUUUCGACCAUUACUCAGACGAGUGUUGGUUACGCAGUCAUUUCCCUCUCACAGGCGAUGGGCGGAGGGCAUGAAACGGGCCGAAAAAGUGCGCCUUCCAAGCACACGGGCCCUUGCAACAGCUGGAAUAACACGACCUCUGACCUGUCGACAGGUUGCCGUGAUUUCUACUCCCUUUCCCGCAUGCCCAUCUCUUGUCGGUACCCAACCUCUUCCGCCCGCGUUGGCACCACUUCUGCUCAAUCCGGGCAGAUCAACAGAUAUCGGCAAAGGAGGCAGGAGCAACGGGCAGCCGACUUGUCUAAGCCGUGCCACCUUCUGUGUCCUCUUCUGA
Messenger RNA from Protopolystoma xenopodis, 1599 nucleotides. The record is from the annotation of a GenBank genome assembly. NCBI's taxonomy places the organism in Eukaryota, Metazoa, Platyhelminthes, Monogenea, Polystomatidea, Polystomatidae.